This is a messenger RNA of Frankliniella occidentalis (western flower thrips), 804 nucleotides long. RefSeq lists its product as uncharacterized. The coding region runs from base 18 to 596 and encodes 192 amino acids. The transcript is spliced from 5 exons. The record is from RefSeq and is a predicted model, not a curated record. NCBI's taxonomy places the organism in Eukaryota, Metazoa, Arthropoda, Insecta, Thysanoptera, Thripidae.
AACAAAUUUGUGGCUUCAUGGAGGCUUUGGGUGUUGCUGAGAUGAGUUCAGGUCAACCAGCCAAGGUCGAGAGAGCUAACAGAAUUUCCAAGAUGACUGAAUUAAUGGAUGGAGCUUGUGAAGGAAAUGAGAGGCCUCAAAUUAUUUUGUCAACUGCAACCAUUCCUAUCAUCUCAAAAUGUUUUAAUGAGGACCUUUCCUUCAUGCUACAAGUAAUCCCUUCUGAUUCAAAUGAAGCUGAUAUUCUGGAAGCAUCUCAGUGUUCUAAUGGAAACUCUAUUCUUGUUCUUAAAGGAGCCAGCAUUUUUGAUGAGGAAUCUUAUCCUUACUUAGUUAUUCAGAAUAGUUUUCUAAUUAAGUGUGUUGACUUAGUUCAAUCAUUAGCAGCGUUCAUAUCAAGCUUUUAUGUAUUUGGCUACUCAUACAAAAAUGAAGUCAAAUGCACUCUAGAAUUUAUUCAGAGGUUUCUUUUGAACGUGAGCCCUGAGAAGGGCAGCAAAUUCCCCAAGCGCUUUACAGAGAAUGUGAUUGCCAAGGUUGUCAACCUUUCGAAUGAACUACAGUCAUUCAAUUCCCCGUGGGCUCUUGGAUUUUAAUGUUUUAAUCAUGGACUCUACAUUCAAGUCAACUUGAAGUUUUAACCACUUCCAUUAAAAAUAUGGGGAUUUUAAAUAGGAUUUUUCUUUAAUGCUGUCAGAGGACACAGCAUAUUUAAUUUUUGAAGGAGCAGCUGCAGUUGAGUCUCUACUACAGAACCAAAUUGACCAAGGUGUACCAAACCAAAUUGAUCUGAACAUACUAAAG